Molecule: messenger RNA, 1104 nt
Organism: Clonostachys solani
Lineage: Eukaryota; Fungi; Ascomycota; Sordariomycetes; Hypocreales; Bionectriaceae
Source: the annotation of a GenBank genome assembly
AUGGCGGUGCGCGACACCCUCCCCUCCUUGAUGGCGGCCUUCAUCGCCGUCGACGUCGCCAUUGUUCUUGUUCGAAUGAUGGUGCGCCUGAAGAUGACCAGUCUCGGAUACGACGACUAUGUCAUCGCGAUCGCUACUGCUGCCUUCGUCCUCAUGUGCACCUUUUGCUUCGUAUCUCUCUCGUACGGCUUCGGCCUUUCCGACCCAGCUGUCAUCGCCACCUUCGCCAAAUACAAUCAGAUGGAGGCUUCCAGAUACUUCACCAUUGCCCAGGUUACCUACGUCGCCGGAUUCCCUGUCGUGCGAAUCAGCGUAGCGCUCGUUUUGCACCGUAUUGUCCAGGGGAAGCCUCAUAUCCAGCGCCUUCUUGUUAUAUCUAUGGUCUUCGUGGGCAUCUACGCUCUGGGCUGCCUUCUCGUCGAUGUGCUGCAGUGCAUUCCGCUCAAGGCCGUCUGGGGUGAUGGCACGGGAAAGUGUCUCACAAUAACCCAGCUGGCAGGCCUGGGCUUUGCGGUAUCGGCGCUGGACAUUGCGUCGGCGCUCUUCUACGCCAUUCUGCCCAUCUUUCUCCUCAAGGGUCUACAGAUGGGUACUAGAACCAAAAUCGCCAUCAUGUUCCUGCUGGGUCUCGGUGCCGGAACAGUUGUGGUCAGUAUUGUGCGGCUCAGGAGCUUGGUGUUGAUCGUCAGCUCCACGGACAUUGUGGCUGCGCUUGACCUCCAACUCGAAUCUUUCAUCUACUCUGUCCUAGAAUUCGGAUUAUCCAUUCUCUGCGCCUCCCUUGUGGCUCUUCGCCCCCUCGUCAAAUACUUGCCGUUUGGCAGCCAUGGCCGAAGCUCCGGCAAGCAAGGACGCUCUGGAGGAUAUGGCACUGGUGGAGGUCUUCACACAGGCGGUACCGACGAUUUCGAAAUGAGCCAUCGUCGCCAUAAUCACAGCAAAGCCGCGGAUGCGAUUCCCCUCGACAGCGACGACGCCGAGAGCGAGCGAAACAUUCUACAAGACCACCCUAGAUCCGGUAUCUGGAAGCACUCGAAAAUCAAUGUGACCUACGAAAAGAAUUCGAAGGGCAAACUCGAUAAUCCUGCCGGCGUACCAUUAUAA